Messenger RNA from Annulohypoxylon maeteangense, 1647 nucleotides. RefSeq lists its product as uncharacterized. The coding region runs from base 1 to 1566 and encodes 521 amino acids. The transcript has 3 exons. Lineage: Eukaryota; Fungi; Ascomycota; Sordariomycetes; Xylariales; Hypoxylaceae. The record is from RefSeq and is a predicted model, not a curated record.
AUGCCUAGAUCUAAGGCAGUGGGUAGACCCGAAAUCUCGUUGGUUCCAUCCAGCAACGAGAACGAUGAUCCAAUCAAUAUCUCGGCCUUCAAGGAGCUAUUUACGUUCAUUGAUUAUAGAAACAACAUUGAAGAUCCCACCAAGGACCACCCUGAUGUGGAAGACAAUCGAGUUGCUGCUGAGUCCAUGGUCUCCGGUGCUCAAUUCAGCGCCAUGUUCAGUGAGGCCAAUUCUUCGCUGUCGGUACCUAGUCAGCCAGACCUUGGCCUCUUCGUGGACGAUUCUGAUGAUGAGGAGGAAUAUGAGUACAACGAGCUAUCCGCCGACUCACGUGUCGUGGUUGUGUCUGGAUGCCCACCAUCGGCCCAGAACCUCAACCUAGAGAAACGUGUGUUAGAUGUGGUGAAACCGGUCGGUUUUGAUCGACCGAAGCUCUAUUUUGAGAACCUCUGUUGCGCCGCUAUUGAACAACAGCAGCUUAAUCUCAUCAAGUCGGCCAAGUUCGUGACGGAUGUUGAUACGAUGUGGGGCAUUUUCGCAACCCUGCACACUGAAGUGACUAACAAGAAACAUGGAGAUAAGUACAAGAGGAACAAAGGCCUUUUUAUUGCUGUGGAAGUUAUCGACCGUACGGUGUUCAUGAAGAUUUUGAAUCUUCAUAAUUGCGAUGACUGGGACGUGAAAAUCGCGGCAACAUAUCUGAGAAAGGAAGCAACGCACUGGUGCUAUGGCCCGGCGGUACAAGGUGGCUGGAAAGAGCCACAGGAAACCAAGACAUUCAAACGGGUGAUUUCUUACGCCAUCGGAGAUAUUAGAAUGGUUAUCCAAGAUGAGAAGCAAGCAUUGUCCGCCCAUCACGAUGCCAGCCGUCCCCACAACGACGACCUACCGGCUUAUACGGCAGUCCUGACACGGGGACUCGCAAAUGAGCAGACACAGAUGCUGCCUCGCAAACGUUCUGGCAAGGCUAAUCCCUACAUUGGAGAUGUUAGAUUGAUGUCCUACUUGUGGCUUUCCCAAAGCCAAAAAGCAUUUCUUUACAAGUAUAUUCACAAUCGAGAGGCUAGACGUAUCGAGUUCUUUGAUGACUUCGAGCUCUUCAAUGCCAGCUCCAGGAAGAGAAGCCAUCCCAAAUGCGGCUCCGAUGACGAAGAUCCUGAAGAAAAGACGAAGGUCGAUCAGUGGACAGAGAAGAAACCAAUCAAGAAAACCAUUCUGCUACUCCACCGCAUCUUGGGCCAAAUCAAAGAACAGGCUCAAGCUCAAGCAGAGAAGGGGGUAACUAGAUUUAUCCUCCGACAGGGCCGAAAGAUGGAUAAGAAGCUUGAGGUGGUAACCGACGCUCCGCAUCUGACUGUCAGGCUCCUGUCCCCGGCGAUCAGGGACGAACUUGCUAAAGUCGAGGUUGACAACUCAGAGGACGAUAGUGACUCCGAGGGUAGUGGCUGGAUCACGGAGAGCAGUGGUGAUUCCGAGAAUGACGAGAACCCAGACCAAGGUGGCGGAUCUGGUACGAACGAAGAAGUUCGUACAAAGAGACGUCAUGCAUAUAUGGACUUCGUCUAGGGGGAGGGAAUUAGGUUGCGCGAAAACAAUUAGUUAGGUGAUUUUCUGAAUUCAAUCACUUACAGGGCAUAUUAAAAAUAG